AGAUGGACACGGCCCGCCUCUCUCGAUGACAGUGGCAAACUUAUGGCCAUUGGCGUCGCUGGAGACGUGAUCAGGUUCAUUUUGAUGUGA
Seminavis robusta is the source of this 90-nucleotide messenger RNA. The record is from the annotation of a GenBank genome assembly. Lineage: Eukaryota; Bacillariophyta; Bacillariophyceae; Naviculales; Naviculaceae.